CUCCGAGCUUCAGAUCUGCUGCUUCAACACAAAGUCAAGGCUUUAAAACAAGAGUCCAGGGGAAAAUAGAGAAUAAAGUCCAAAUAUCUCAGCGAGAAGAAGAGUUUGUUUGUUUUUUCAUCACUUCCGGCAGAUACAUCUGGAGUAAAACAAACCGGCUGCUGCUGCAGGAUGUGAGAGAACCACAACACAUACUGUGACAACUGAAGGCCAGACUGAGAACCUGCAGCAGGAAAGAGUUGAAGAGAUUGAAGGAAGACCAACGGCUACAGACAAAACAUGGCUCUGUUCUUCUCCGGAGCUGUUACGAGUUCACCGAUCAAACGAAGGCUGCGGGGGAAUCCCUCCUGCCAGAGCCUCGACCGCUCUCUGCUCUCUCCUGACUCCUCCUACGUCUGCUACUCGUCGGCGGACGGCGGCGAUCCGUGCUCCUGCCGCCGCUCGCCACGCCUCCUCACCAACGGUUACUACAGCGUGACGGAGGACAGCUUCACCUGGGACGAUGACGGCAAUGUGUCGCUGACUCCCUGCAAAACCAGCGUGUCCUACAAGGAGAACCUCGUCAGGGUUUUCCGGCGCAGGCGGCGGCCUCGCGGCUCUCUGGCUCGCCUGCUGAGCGACGUGACGGAGAGCUGCCAGUCCUGGCUGGAUGAGAAGGUCUUCAGGGGCGUGUUCGGAACGGGACAGAACCAAAACCAGAUCCAGAUCCAAGACCAGGAUCUGGAGACCAGGCAUAAGGACCAGGACUGGACGAGACAGGAAGGCCCGGCCCUGUUAGAUGAGUCAGCGUGGUCUGGGUUCAGCAGCGAGCUGGACGACAGCCGCAGCUUCACUUACGACCACACUGAGAUCCCACCACCUCCAGACAAAGAAGCCCCGCCCCCGAAGCUGCUCAUCCAGGAGGAGAUUUGUUCAGAGAUCUGUCAGUCAAAGCAGUGCUUCACUCAGUCACUGGGCGGCCUCUCUGAAGUCCCGCCCCCAUCGCCUUUCUACACCAACUGCUGUUGCCAGGCAUCACCUGAGCCCACAGGGUUAACCAUGAAGGCCCUUCUCCUUCUCAUGUUCACCAUCUUCCUCCUCACUAAUCUGUACUCUGGGUGUCUUCUGUGGAGCACGACCGUCACUUCCACCGUGUUCAUGGUGAUGACAACAUUUAUGCUCCUGACCAAGUCUGGUCCGAUGGGUGAGUGGAGGAGGGCAAAGACGGAGGAUAUCACAUCAAGGAACGAGUAAAAUAACCGCCAGGAGAACAUUUCUGCAACGUGAAGUGAGACAGUAAAAGGUCUGAUGGGACUUAAAUAGAAAUAUUUAGCAUUUUAAUAACUGUUUGUAUGUACGAUGCACUUGAAGUUAGACUGAGCUCCGGAAAAGAUUUAACAGCAACACCCGUUUGAUUCAAAAACUUUAUGAAUGUACAUUUUUUAUCUAAAAGUGUUGCCUACACGGAGAUGCAUGACUAGAAGGGCUGACGUUUUUAAACGGUUUGAAACUAAAUUCAAGCCGACACAUUUUUAAUAUUUAACUUUUAAAUCCAAAGCGAAACGACGGGAAAAUAAACAUGAUGAUGCAUGCAGGUAGUUUACAUUUCUCACAAGUCUCAUUUAAGUUUCCAAGCAGAUUAAACAUGAUAGAAACUGAGGCGUUAUUUAAGUGUUGGGACCAUGAAUCAUGUUUGGAUUUUCCCGGAGUAUAAAAGUAUGAAAUCAGACAGUUGGUUUGUUGUUAAAAAGCCGAAGGAGCUCAUUAACAUGGUGACACAAGUGACUUUAGUGUAGCUAUUAAAAAAGUUUCCAUAUCAGAUAUAAAACAUCCAAAUGUACCUGGUGUGUUUUAAAAAUACUGUAAGUGUAUCUUCUAUUGUUAAUAGCUGAUCUUGGCUUUUUUUGGGCUCUCCAAAGUGACCAAACGUCGGACUGAACUUGUCCGGAGACGUGAAGCCUCACUUCUUUUCAAAAUAAGAGCUGUAACAUUUUUUAAACAAUCGAACAAAUCUACCUAGGAGUUGUACCCGCAGGAGGAUAAGUGCCAUUUUUUUCCUGAAGAAACUGAAUGAAGAGUUUUAUUCCAAAAUGAAAAAAAAGAAAUGUUGAUGUUUUGAUGCAAUUACAUCAUUUUAUUUCAUUCUGAUGAAUUCAUACUGACAGUUUAAACCAAGGAUGGGCAACUUAAAUGCUGAAGGGGCCACAAUUUUUCAUCGACACUACCACAGGGCCACAUAUAGGACCGUGCACUUAACCAGAUAUGAUGAAACUGCAAUUUUAAAUAUGUUUACAGUGCAGUAACUUAACAUAUUUCAUGCUCAAAUGCAUGUAUAACAGUAUAAAUAGGAAUACAAAAGGUUUGAAGCAAAUAAAAAUAACCACUUACUGUGAUUUCUUUUUUUUUUCAGUGUAAGAACAGCAGACCAACAUUAAUUACAAAAAGUAAUUUUGUGCAUUUUUACACUGCACUUUUAAGAUUUCAUGCUCAAAUGCAUGUAGUUGUACUGAGGGCCACUUCAAGUGAGGGUGCGGGCCAUAUGCGGCCCCCGGGCCUCCAGUUGCCCAUCCCUGGUUUAAACCAACCAGAAGUCUUGAAUCUAAAAUAAAGUCAGAGGAGGAUAUAAAGAUAUAAAUCCAGAUUACAUGAUGUUCUUCUCUUUUGCAAAUUAAGAGCAGCACACCAUGUGAGUCUUCUGCACUGUAAACAUAUUUUAAAUUUAGAAUGCAGAAGAUUCAGAAGUUUUUCUCUGCAGCGUUUUGAAAUAAAACUCUUCGGCUGUUAAAUUAAAGUGCCUUUUAAAAAUCAGCCAGCAGAUCAGAAAUACACAAUAAAACAGGGAAAUGUUGGAUUAAAGCCUAAGAAUGCUGCUGAAACAUUAAGCAGACCUGCUCCGGUGUUUGAUUUAUCCUGCAGAGUGGAGCAGAUGGGUGGAGUUUAAAAAAAACAACAAAAAUUCUGUACAUUUGGCUGUUCACAAAUAUUGUCAAACAACUCAGUCAGCCAGUCAGACAUACAGACUGGUGUGGCUCUGAGGUCACUGAACGUGCAUCAGCAGCCGUUUUAAAGUCCAUAUGUGAACACAGCCGUGCAUGAUGUGUGGACAGGGCUACAGACUCCACCCGCCUGGCCUCACAGGCAGCAAACACUAUUUACAGCUCCUUUGUGAGUCAGGUCUGUGAAGGGUUAAACUUCUGAAACAGGGAAUCUACUUCUGACGGAGCAAUAACUCCAGAAAAAUGGAAAAAGAAAACAUUGAAAGUCAUAAGUGAAGCAGAGAUAAAUGUUUUCAUCAGGAAAAGAAGUGUGGCAGGAAGCUGGGGCUAAUAAAUGUUACUAAAACAAGUACUGUACAACUUUAUAAGGUUUGGACUUUAUAAAGUUUUGUUUUGUCUCAAAAUUCAAUCAUGGCCCUCAAACUACGCCAAGACUUUAAGUAAACGUGAAGCAGGAAGAGAUGAGCUGUGCAGCGCAAAUCAGCUCUUUCUGUAUAAAUGUGAACUUUUUAAAUGUGUUUCUGUGAGCUGAGGAGCAGAGAAGACGGAUCUUUACUACUUCAUGUUACAGAUCGGCUAAAAAAACUUUUUUUCUUUCUGAGUUAUAUUCACGACCAGGUCCCUGACUGCCUCACACCAACCAAGUCUGUUACGUAAGGUAAUGAAACCAAGACUUAACUGUUGUAGUGCAAACCUUUUUUAAGUCCUAAACAUGUGGACGAAGCCUCUCAUAUUGUUUUUUGGAGCCAGAAGUGACCAUAUUUGGAUUGUCCUAUUAAAAAACAACAACAAAAACAUCAUAGUGAGCUUUCAGGAUGUCAUUUUGUCAUUAGAGCCAAAAACAGCAAAUCUCCAUUUUUGAGAGACUAAAAAACAACAUGAAAAUGGAAAAAAAAAGACUUUUACCAUUUACCAUUUUUCAUAUCUGUAGGAUGCUAUUGCGAUUGCUCAAUAGUUUUUUUUACCUUACACAAAUGAGACUUUUUAAGGUGCUAUUUGUUUGUUUUUUUCUGCAAAAAAAACUGUAUUCCUAAUAUUUUAAUACAACUUUGCAUGCCUUAUUACUUAAAUUUAAAGCUGCACUUAAUAAUAUUAACAAUGGAUCAAAUGAAACUGUUAUGUGAGAGGUCCUACAAGCUUUUUUAGGACUUUUAAGAGUUGGUGGAAACCAAAAGCAGCUAAAACAGAGUAAAUAUUGGACACAAUCGCCAAAGGGACCCCUCAUGUUGCUGUAUAUAUAAAUAACGUGUGUUUUCUGCCCCCUGGUGGCCAAAACAGUUCAGAUUUAAAUGAUUAAUGCAGAUUUAAAUGUUUAAUGUUAAAAGUGGAUAAAGUUUGUCAUUGUCAAGUUUGUCAUUUUGGCCGUUGCAUAUUGGAGUUUUUUUAGCCCAUAUUUGGAUAAGAGACUAAAUCUGACUGGGAACCCGCUAAAUCCUCAGCUAAUGGUAUCGCUUACUAGCUACUAGGUGCAUCUGAUGGGAUAAUAAUUUAGCAAAAAAAAUGGGACUAAAACUUUACUUACCGAAAAAAAUUGACAGCAUCUUCUAGCACAACUAACCACUGAUUAAGACUAAAAUGUUAAAGAUAACUAAGUCAAAACUUCACUCCAGAAGGGACCAUUAUUUACUAAAUGAACAUCAUGUUGCAUUGAAGAAGACUUGAAACUAACGAUUGAGACCAUAAACUCAUGAUGAAACGUUUACUGAGGUUACAAGUCAAGUCAGAAGUCGGAUCAUUUUUUAUAGAUUUACAUGCAAACGGAUUUCUUUCUGCAGCCGGAGGAAUCGCCCCCUGCUGGACAUUGGAGAGAAUGCAGGUUUAUUCAGGCACUUCUGCAUUUCACUUAAUUUGACAAGAAAUCUUAGUCUACUUUUUUUCUACAGUCUGAGGUGGUGUGUGGCGUGAACGUGGCGUCAGAUCUGUAACAUGAAGGGUCAACAUGCAGUCACACCAGAUAAUAUCAUGGCUCUGGGUGUGGGUUAAAAAAAGUGUCUCGAAACAAUAAAAUUGACAGUGGAAAUGUCACUCCUAAAACGCUGGUGUGACGGCUCUUUAAAGGUCUCGCUCUCUGUGAAUCAGGAGUUUCUGAAUCGUCUGAUGUGUUUUUAUUCACACAAAGUGCCAAAUUUGUUGAUGAUGACGAUUCAGAAAACAAAACAAAUCAAUCUAUAUUACUAAUAUUUUUAAUACAACUCUGCAUGACUUAUUAUUUACAUUUAAAGCUGUACUUAAAAAUAUUUCUAUAUCAACAAUGGAUCAAGUGAAACUGUGUAAUGGGAGAGGUCCCAGAAGAUUUCUGGCUGCUAUUUUUGGUUUUAUGGCCAAAAAUGUAAUAAUGUUUUUCUCAGGAGUUGGUGAAGACCAAAAGCAGAGCUAAAAGAGAGUGAAUAUUGGACACAAACUCCAAAGGGAUGCUCAUUUAUUUGCUGGAUAAAUAAAUAAUGUGUUUUCUGCCCCCUGGUGGCCAAAAACAUUUUGAUGCAGCUUAAAAUGUUGAAAGUUAAACGUGAAUCAUUGUUUUUCUCUUUCUUUUAUACAACAGACUUUUAAGAGGUGUUAAAUAUUGAAUUUACUGCAAAGUUUCUGUGAUGAAAACACAUUUAAUAUGAAUCAAACCUUUAGAUAAGCUCUUGUUUGUGAUGUUGGUAGUGUUAUGUUUAUAAUAUAUAUAGUUACACGGACUGCACUUGUUUCCAAAGGUGGAAAUGUAAAAUUCUGCUCUGCUCUGACUGCACUUAUUAUAUUCCAUUUACAUGUUUUGUUUUUUUAUUCAUGUUACUAAAGUGUGAAAACUGUAAAGAUUUAACAUUAAACGAUGUGCAAACUA
Centropristis striata (black sea bass) is the source of this 5802-nucleotide messenger RNA. RefSeq names its product transmembrane protein 71 (gene tmem71). Bases 280 to 1233 code for a protein of 317 amino acids. The record is from RefSeq and is a predicted model, not a curated record. NCBI's taxonomy places the organism in Eukaryota, Metazoa, Chordata, Actinopteri, Perciformes, Serranidae. The transcript is spliced from 11 exons.